This is a messenger RNA of Paramecium pentaurelia, 466 nucleotides long. Lineage: Eukaryota; Ciliophora; Oligohymenophorea; Peniculida; Parameciidae. The record is from the annotation of a GenBank genome assembly.
AUGUAUUUGAAUUUAAAUGGAUAUGGCUAUAUAUAAAAGAUGACUCAUGUCAAGUAGCUAUUUUCAAAAAGAAUUAAUUGUUUAGGAUUAUUGUAAAGUGGAUAUAUAAUUGUUAGAGCAAAAGAUGGUUUGAUAACAAAAGUGUCUUUUCAAACAAUAUAAAUUGUAGCAAGUUGUGAAUUACUUGGAGGUGUGAAAUCUAGAUCAUUUACAAAUGAUUAGACUCAUUUUUUCACAGGAUCAAUUCAAAGUAGCAUAUAUUUGUUGGACACUGAGAAAUUAAUACCAGAAUUAAGAAAUACCUGUCAUUAGGAAAGGAUUAAUGAUGUUGCUUUUCUUCAUAGUUAUUCUGAUGUAUUUGCUACUAGUUCUUUAAAUGAUAUCAGAGUUUGGAAUGCUAAGAAUAGGUAGAAUCGCUUAGAAUAUAAGUUCCAAAUCUAUAAUGUUGGGCAAAUGUCAAUAUGAA